AUGAUACCCAACCUUUUCCUAACACUCAAAAAACCAAACCUCACGCACAAACACAUAAAAGAUACAUCAUCAUCUCAUCCCAAGCUAGUUACACAAACUCAUUAUCUAUUACACUUCAUAACAGGGCGAAUAACUCUUCCGUUCUUUAAGAAAUUGUUGCUGUCGCCCAAGGUAAAGGAGAUUGUUGUGUAUGCCCGCAACGUAGAGAAUUUCGAAUUUGUAUUCCGAGAAUUCCGUGAUCUUGUGUUUGUGCCCAGAAAGUACAAUACUGUACCAUCCUACAAAGAUGAAUAUGUGUAUUCCGACAAGAUGCAGACAUUUGAGCCGCGGAUCUUUGAUUGUGCGAUCACGUCGUUGAUUAGACCCGAUCUGUACAUAAAUGAGGGAAAUAAAAGCACAAAAAUAAUCAGAGAGUUAUCGGGUGGAAAUGGUCGAGAUCUGGCAGUGAACAAGGAAUUGAUGUCUUUGGUCCAUUUCGGAGCAGUGUCCAAAACAAAGAAAGGUUACGAAACAACGUUUUGAUUGAUCAUUACCAAUUAAUUAGGUCGUGUAUUAUUUUUCUGGCUAAAGCGAUUGAAGUCUUGAUGAAUGUUUCUUCUAAAGUGAGUUGCAGAGAGUAAAUUUCAAUUAUUAAUUCCA
Molecule: messenger RNA, 639 nt
Organism: Vavraia culicis subsp. floridensis
Lineage: Eukaryota; Fungi; Microsporidia; Pleistophoridae
Exons: 1
Coding region: 1-522 (173 amino acids)
Source: RefSeq, a predicted model, not a curated record